This is a messenger RNA of Epinephelus moara (kelp grouper), 7067 nucleotides long. It is a transcript of the gene vax2, whose product is annotated as ventral anterior homeobox 2. The transcript has 3 exons. The record is from RefSeq and is a predicted model, not a curated record. The coding region runs from base 886 to 1803 and encodes 305 amino acids. Gene Ontology annotation, biological process: central nervous system development; neuron differentiation; brain development. Lineage: Eukaryota; Metazoa; Chordata; Actinopteri; Perciformes; Serranidae. Gene Ontology annotation, molecular function: DNA binding; DNA-binding transcription factor activity, RNA polymerase II-specific.
ACCAACCUCUCAGCUGUGUUAGUGCAGGCAGGGUGUAUCAGCCGCCCCGCGCCGACGUGAUGUUUCAGCUGCAAAGCAAAUUAUGUAAAAACUGACACGAGCGCUCCAGACUUUAUUUGUGCAGCAAAUGUGACCAUUUCCCAUUUUACCCGACAGUCCCCUCCUGAAGGGUCUCAACACAGACAUCUUUUUCUUGUGGGCUCCAACAGCAGAAGACCACCGACCCCCUCAUGAGGCCAUCUCACCGCCAACAACAUGCAAUCACGGAUCCGCAGAGGCAGCCGAUGUGACCGGGGGUGAAGUAACAGGCUGCUGCUCCGGACAGACCGGGAGAAACUUUCCUCCCCUGGCUUGUGUCCGGUGAACUGUGACCGCUGCUGUGUGGGGCUCUUCUUGCGCGCCGCCUCUCACUUUAUUUCUACGUGGGUGAGCAGUGUGUGCGUGUGUUUGUGGCACCUCCCCGCUCCUCCAUAGAUCUGGUUGCCCCCUUGUACCUUACAAGCCUCACCAUGCAUUUCUCCCGCACCUCCUGGCUGCUGUAGUUAGAGCAGGAAGCCGAGGUUUCUUCCCAUCAGCUGACUCCCUCCUUGCUUUGGUUUGGACUCCGGACCGUGCGUCAUGCCGCGACACCUGAAGCGCACCCCGGUUCCGUUGCAGGACCGCAUGGUUCCUUUGUAACUGGAUCUACUUUUUCCUUUUUUUUAUUUGGAGGGAGAGGAGGGCAUGCUCUCCUCGUCUCUGGAGAACACUUGCAAAGAGGAGAAGAAAGUAGAAAGACGAGGGUGAGCGGCAGCAGCAGCGACACACACACACACACACACACACACACACACACACACACACACACACAAGGAGGGAGAGAUAAUCUUAGAGAGUAACUUGUAGAUGUUUGAUCAGGCCACGACUAUGGGCGAUGGGAGCCACCGCUGUGGACCCAACCCGCUGUGUCCGGACCGGAUGGAGACAAAGUGCCGCGCCGAGAUAGGGAGCAGGUCCCCGGUUCAGAGCUCCACCGACACCCCGGGGACAUCAGCGUCCACGCCGACGUCCUCCAGCGAAGACGGACAUGACAAACUUUUGGGAGUGGACCCUGACUACUGUCGGAGGAUAUUAGUGAGAGACGCCAAAGGCACCAUCCGGGAGAUCGUCCUGCCGAAGGGCCUCGACCUGGACCGGCCCAAGCGCACGCGGACCUCCUUCACGGCCGAGCAGCUGUACCGGCUCGAGCUCGAGUUCCAGCGCUGCCAGUACGUUGUUGGGCGCGAGCGCACCGAGCUAGCGAGGCAGCUGAAUCUCUCCGAAACACAGGUCAAGGUGUGGUUCCAAAACCGCCGGACCAAACAGAAGAAGGACACCACCAAGGAUUCAGACAAACGCUCCUCCUCCUCAAACGAGUCCUUAGCCACCUGCAACAUCCUGCGCCUCCUGGAGCAGGGCCGCCUCCUAUCGGGCCCCGCCCCGCCUCCUAACUCCCUCCUGGGGCCACCACACCCAGCAAACGGCUCCCUGCUGAGCAGCCCGGGCGGAGGCUCCUCCACCUCUCCAGGAAUCAGCAGCGGCACUCCUCCUAACUCUCUACCAGGGGGGACUUUUGGGCUGUCGCUGCCCUCGCUGGGUGGCACCCCGCCCUCACCGCGGCUGGGCGUGCCGCCGCCACACUCUCUCUGCUUCUCCAUGCCGCUGCUGGGGGGCGCUCAUCAUGAACUGACGUCCGCCUACGGCUGCGGUUCCUCAGCUUUUGAGCCGUACAUGCGGCUGGACAGGAAGGAGGCAGAUCUGGGAGGGAAGAAGACGGUUUCUUAAGUAAUGCGUCCCUCUUUAAGGACAUCAGGGGACUUGUCUUUGUCAGGCGUCUCCGCAGUCGUUCACCCCGCCGCCUGUUUGACACUUGAGCUUCAGCAGACGGGGAAAGAAAGCGACCUGGACCAUGAGAAAUGUGAAAAAGGAAGAGACCAGGUUCCUUGUGGCACCAUUUUGUGCCACAGCACUGUUGAGCACACUGACACAAAAUGGUGGAAAGGACGUGAUGUGACGGAGACUCUCCCACAUUAAAAAACAAAACUUGUGAAUUUUUGCAGAAAUGCCGUGUGUGUAUGUUGCGUGAACCCUGACAGACAGAUGUUUUUAUCACCACUCUCUUCGCAGUGGUUUCAAGUGACUCUUCACUUUUUGUCCAGUGAGUUUGUGUGUGUGGUUUUCUCUCUAUACAGGCCUUCAUUUACUGUUCAGGAAAAAAAAAUACUUGACAUGGAUAGUUCAGACUGAAUCAGUGUCUGAAUGAGAAGAGUGGUAUUUCAAAGAGAGCAGUUUGUACACAUUUCAGUACAUAUUCCCGUACAAGUGGCCAUGUUUGAUUUUAGUUAAUGUGCUAUCACAAUAUGGAAGAAACACUGAAAAAAAAAAAAAAAAAAAUUGUAGCAUUUUAAUAUCAGUCUGUUUGGUGUCCAGCAGUAGUUUUUGUAAAUUCUUUAUUUGGUUGUGUUUGUGUAUGAAAUAAUAAUGUGGUAGGAUCUGGACAAAAUGGUGCAAAAAUCACAUAUCUAGAUCCGAUAGUUUAAUAUAAAAGAACAAGAGAGGAAGACGCUGGUUAGACUCUGCCAAAGCAAUUAUGGAUUAAGCUUUGGAGCUGUCCUCCAAUCACUGAAGCAAGUUAGAGAUUUGACCUUUGAACCCAGAUUAACUUUUAAGUCUCUCCUUCACUGAAACGCCUAAUAGACACUUGUUUAAUAAGACUCAAACAUCUGGCCGAGUUUGUUUAAGCAUUUUUUUAAUUCACAGAGCUGAGUUUGUGUAGUCUGAAAAUGGAAGCAGCUUUAUAAGUUAGUCGCAGUCGAUGCUUGAUCCAGAGAUUUUUGUUUUGCAUCUUGUUUUUCAGUGUGGUCGGGACUACAGCUGCGACAAGUGGUUGAAUAAAAAGUUUAUCCACAGAACAUUAGUCUGCAGCAAAAAUACCCUAAAAAUUCUGCUUUCAGAAAAAGUGACAAUUUGCUGUUUUUCUUUGUCAUAUAUGACAGAAAAUGAUGAUGAUUAAUUCAGAAAAUAAUUGGCAGAUUAAUCUAUAAUAAUUACUGUCUUGGACGAAUAUGUGACGUCACAAUGAGCUAUGACACCUGUAGAAUUUGCUGCUGUUUUAUCCCAAUGUGAUCUCACAGAAAUACGUGAAAUGACCACGACCUCUGAACACCGCAUGACAUGGUGGUGGUGACAUGUAUUGUGUUAAAAUUAUAUAGUGACGGCACGGUUGUGUUUAGGCACCAAAACUACUUGGUUAGGUUUAGAAAAAGAUCAUGUUUUGGUAAAGAGUCCAGUGUGUAGGUUUUUAGGAGGAUGUAUAGGCAGAAAUCGCAUAUAAGAAGUAUAUUUUCCUUAGCGUAUAAUCACCUGAAAUUAAGUGUAGUCGUGUUUUCGUUACCUUAGAAAGAGUUGUUUAUAUCUACAUAGGGAGCAUGUCAUGCUAAAGAGAUCACCAUGUUGCACCGCCAUGUUUCUUCUGUAGUUUGCAGCCACUCCGCUACAACAGCGUUAGAAAAACAAAGACCUUUUAAACUGCUUUAUGCAGUGUGUUUACAUGUGUUAAUCACCUGGGGUCGCAUUUUUAAAACUACGUGUAGGUUCCAUAAUCAAAAUGUUUGUACGGACAAAAGCCAAUAAUGGUGUGUGCCAAAAAAUAUUCGAGAAUUUCUACAAUCAGGCUUCCACCUCACCAUCUGUGUCGCCAAUUUCCUGUCUCCAAAAUGUUCGUAAGCAUGGGUCAAAGUUUCUCCCAUCGAGCCUCUUUCAGGCCUCGUUUUGUGCGUAUGCAAUGUCUAUAAAUGAGACCCCAGGUACAUUAGUUUUUGAGAGGAAGAGACCUCUGCGGAUAAUUUGGCUCCCGGUGAAAACCUCCUGAACAAUGAACACUGAAGGAAAUCUAACCUGGAGAAGUUUCAGCUAGUUGCAAUCUGCAAUACUCACCACUAGAUGCCACUAUAUCUGCCUAAAUCUUACACACUGGACAUUUAAGAUAACUGCGUCUGUUACGCACGAGACGACUUUUAGUUUCACACAGGAUGAUCACAGUGGUCUCCAGGGUUAAAGUCCUACAUUUGUUGACCCAUCCACCACCCUGACCUCCUCUCUAUGUGAACUUGUUGCUCUUUAUACAACCUAUGGGGUCGUAACAUGAUCCACCACCCAGUGCGUCACGUCCUUGAACCAGGGAGGGCCGCCAUGAUAAAGGGUGCUAACUGGCACGUAAUUUCACAGACCACUAUAAUACACUGUUGAUAAAUAUACCAAAAUUCGUAUGUAUCCUACGUAAUCGUAAGAUGUAAUUUGUGUAUUACCGACAUAUUUGGGAAGGCUGCCAUCAUGUUACCAAUGCACUGAUGGGAGUGAUGAAGGAGGUUGUUUGAUGGUCAACACAACACACAACUUUCCCCAGGAGACAGCUGUUAAGACUGUGUGAAACCAAGUGAGCUUUGAGUAACUUUAAGGUACAUUGUCACCAUGUUUCUUUUCCUAAAUCUAACCCAUGUACAUAAUGUCAUUCAUGGGGCGCUAAUUAGUCAGAAAUCAUACAAACCAUUGUACCAUUUUGUAAACCGUUAAGAGGUUGUCGUCAUUUCCCGUAUUUCUGUGGGACCAGGAUGGCUUACUCCAGCAAUGUUCUUCGUAUUUUGAAGUUGCCCAUUUCAUGGUUUACAGCAACAUCACAACUAUCAGACGUUCUGUUUCAUCAGGUCAUAUCCACAAUCACAAGAAUUCUGUUAUUUUUACACAGGAAACUUUCUCUGUGUGCACAGACUUCAGAUGCACACAUCACGUCUUUUCGAUUAUAUUUAGUUUUAAUUUAAAUUUGUGUUUGCCCCAUGUUUCCCCCCUUUUCCCCCUUCCCCCCGAUGUUUUAGGAUGACUUUUGGCUCGCCCUCCUGUUAGAUUUCAGCCCGUCUUCAAUGAAAAGAUUUCCUCAGCUUGCCCCGAAUUGAAAGCACUUUACGUUUGUAGGUUUUUGUACCUCCUCCUGUAUCUCCUCCUGUUAACUCCUUAUUGAACGCAGACUGAAAAACCUCCCAGCUUUAGUAAGAGUCAGGGUUUGGAGUCGGUUUAUUCUUAGAAAGGUAUUUUUCAGAGUUAAAGCUAGAGACCACGCCCCUCGAUUUGACCUCAAAUUAACCUCAAGAUCCAAAAUCAGCCCACUUUGAGAUGCACCUUUUUCAACAAACGUUAAAUUCAUACACGACAGACUGACAGAAGAAAUAAAAAAGAUCAGCUGUUGUAUUUCCCCCGUAUAAUUCCAUUUGUCCAGGUUUCCCUGUUGUCCAAAGAAAAUCAAAACACACCUGCAAUUCUCGACAGUUUGCCCUCAAUCUGUGUGUGUCACAGGAGUUCUCGCCCCCUUUCAUAACUUCCAUCCUCGUCCAUUCGCUGUGUCUCAUUUUCACCUCUUAUUUCACCAGGUGUCUAUUUAUUCCCAGGUUUCCUCUCAUUGUGAGGUUUAAUACGUUUUCCCGCUCCUUUUCUCUCACGCUCGCUUAAGGUGACUCGACAUCUUUUUAAGAAGACAUUCCUGUGACAUCAAUUUACAAAAAGCUGCUCACGAGUAAAGGCCAGGCUAUGUCUAAAACAUGUUUCCCUCUGCAGAUAAAUGCAUGGAAAGGUUCUGACCUCAGCCUAUGAAAACUCCCCCACCUCGUCUGGCGGCUCAUCGAGCCUUUUUGCACCUGUGUAGCGCCGGCUGGUAGCAGCUGAUUUGUUGUUGUUGUGUUCAGGCCCCAGCAGCGCCGGGAAAACCCCUGUCAUCCACUCAUGGCUCUUUGCAGCGGUGUACCUGUUCUGUUGUUGAACACUGUAUUAUUUUCUAUAAGCACCAUCCAUAAUUCACACGCUGCGGCAUCAAAUAUUAAGCAGAGAGAUGGAGCUGAGAGGUCAGGAGGCUUGCUUCUCAUGUAAGGCCGGUGUACUCUUUCACAAACCCUGCUCCCCCCCCCCUUACUCACCAGAGGGUAGAAGUUGUUUUCCUGCUGUGUCGUGAGCAAAACAAAGUCUCUGUUCCCCCGUUUUUUGCUGGAAUAUUUAAUUUUUUGUUGCAUGAUUUAGAGCUAAACAAGAUGUUAGAUGAAUGAGCUCUGAACCUGCUGAAAAACACUCUUAAUUGAUCCAAUUUUAAGUGACAUGGAGAGGAAUAUGAGACCUUUAGAAAAUAGAUUGUUAUGGUUUGGUGGUUACAAAAGAAAUCUGACGCUCCACAUCUUCCCCUCGACAUUCAGAAUCAGCACUUGACUCCAUAUUCUGUCACUGUACGGUGGUGUUUUGUAAUGUAAAUCUGCAGUUACUGUAUUGUACGCUCAGUCAUGACGAGGCUGCUCGGGAGCAGCUACUAGGAGACGGUCAAAGAAGUGAGAUGCCACUUCUCUUCAACAGACGCUUUGUAAAGCCUUGCAUCAGUUUAACAAAGCCUUUUCUUUUUCUUUUAUUUUUCCUCAGUUCUUCUUUAAACUUCUUUUUCAGGCAGUUUCUUCACAUUCCAGCUGAGUGGACGUGUUGCUUUCGUUGUGUGCAGUCUUUGACAUCUUGCACUUGUUUAGGUUGCCACCAUCUCAUGGCUCUGAGUUUCUCUGAUGGGUGAAGCCCUUUGAGAUUGUGUGGAAAUGUUCCUUUAUUUUAAAAUAUACUUGGUUUAUUUUUUUUUUUCUUUAUGCACAGCCAAGGUCCUGCAUAGGCCAUAACUUCUUUUCUUUAAGCAGUAAAACUUAAUGUCAAGCUAAUGGCACCAGCUACUACUUAUGAUGAACAGACUCUAUGUACAUAGAUAUAAAUUUAUAUAUGAAUAUAUAUAAAUGGGUCUUUGCACAAGUUAUCUCCAUGUCCGCUCCAUGUGAUUUUAACAGGAAAAACAAAAAUGCGACGGAAGAUUCAGAAAAAAAAAGACUUUAUAUAUGCUUUACAAUUCUUUGUCUCAUUAACAUUUUGCACUUAUUUAAAGAGGCUUACUUCUGUUUCUGGGCUGACAGAGCUGUUUUCACGCUCGGCCAAGAUAUUGUACAAUAUGUAUAUGUAUUUUUAUUCAUAUGCAUAUAAAUAUAUGU